Paramuricea clavata is the source of this 2664-nucleotide messenger RNA. Lineage: Eukaryota; Metazoa; Cnidaria; Anthozoa; Malacalcyonacea; Plexauridae. The record is from the annotation of a GenBank genome assembly.
AUGAACAGCUCGGGUUAUUUGCCUUUUGACGAAGCCUAUCAUAUCUAUUCGUCCUUUUUUGCAUGCGAUCCAGACAGACAGGCUUUUAGAGACAAACUCCUGGAUCCUUUCUAUGGCUUGAAUGUUUACAUAAUUACACAACCAGGCAUCACAGGCAAGGUCUUUAUAGUUUUGAAGGAAAACACCGAAAUGGAAGCGUUUUUGGUCGAAUGGUUUGCUGGCAUGUUUGAGGAGGAACGAUAUGAAAAUGAUAUGAAGAAGGAACUUCAUACCCUUGAUUGUUCUACUGUGCAAUUGCUCUUAAAAAGCAUGGAUACAGAGUUUGACAAAAACGUGUUAAGAAGUGUGCUUGCUUUGUCUCAUUCCCGUCCAGAACUGUACGACCUUGGCAUUGAUGCAUCCUCAGCAAAGCAACGUGUAAACAAAAUAAUUGAAGCGGCAAAAGAAUGUGAAAAUGCAUUGAUUGCCGGUGAGGAUCUUGUACGUAUUCAUCUUCUUGAGAAACAAGACAAGUUAAAACGGGAAAUGGUAGAAGCAAGUAACACGCUGGAGAAGAAACGAAAUGUAUGGCCAGAAAAGAGAGUUGAAGAUCUGGAAGACUCCGUCAGAUCAAUUAAGGAAAAACUUAAUGACAUAGGAAGUCAGUUGAGUAACGAAGAUACAUCUGCAAAAGAGAAAACAAGAAGAGCUGCCAAAAGACGUGCAGAAUCAUUGCUUAACGAAAGUCGUAUUAAACAAAGGAAACUUGGUGCAGGAAGACCUGGUGAAAUUGAUGAAGAUGAAGAAAGGUUCCUGUUGAAAGCUAUUGAGGAUAUGUCAACUGUGCACGGAAGAAGACAUGACACUGUAAUGUACUUGCAUCACCGAGUAAAAGCUAAAGACAUGCUUAAAAUUGUAAACUACAGAAGAGGAACAAAAGGGAAAAAAACGCUCAAAGCGGUGUCUACUGUACUUGCACGUGGAAAGCCAAAACGUAAACAUAGUAUUCAAGCUAAGAGACAUUUAGGUCAAUCGUUGUUCUGCUGCAAAAAGCCACCUAAGACAGAAGACAACGAAACUGAGCCAACUCAUCACCAACGGGCACAUGUAAAGAAUGUAAUUGAAGAUUUUUGCUACAAUGAAGAGGAUAGAAAGUAUGCUUUUAUAAAAGGAAUGGACGACAAGGCCUAUGUUCGUCCCGGUACGUCAGUUGGCUUACGAGACGUCAAGAGGGCGGGAAUCUACCAACCAAGCGAUUCAGAUGCGGCUAGAAAGCUUCCUAAGUACGACUGGGUAAAUGAAGAAAUUUAUGUCACUCCUUCAACACAUCGAAUCUUUACAAAAAAGCCCAAAAAAGUCGGAAAUAAGGAGGCAUAUGUCAUGACUGACGAUGAAAGUUUUGUUUUUAUGCGACCAAAAGCACAUGUGGGAAGCAGUGGAACAGUUUGGUCAUCAGAAGUCUAUGUGCUUCGAGCAAAUAGACCGGAUUUGCACCAAGUUUCAGAAUCCAGUUCUGAUUAUACUAUCAUUUUUUGCAGCUACUGCACAAGAAUAAAAGAUAAGGUGAAACAUUUCAUUGAGUCAACAAUGAAGGCAGAUGUGAUGGCCGUCAACUCGCAACCAGAUACAUGUCCAUUUCAAAUCUACGAAGAAAAGCGCCUAACACAUACGUCAGAUUAUCUUGAAAAAGCAGUUGAUAUUGUUAAUAUUACAAAGAUGACACCUGGUGAGGGUCAACUGUGUGGCAGGGUUCAAAAGAUGGUCCAGUCAGUUUUGUUUUCAAUGAACAACCUGGCUAAAAGUGCAAACACUGGAGUGCAUCUUUGGAAUGAAUACCAAAUCGUUAUCAAAGAAUGUGACAGCAUUUUGCAACUAUUUGCAGAUCUAAAACUACCGAAGGCUAAGCCACGGGUGCUAGAACUCACUGAUGCUGGUCCAGGAGUGGGAUGCAAUAAUGGCGCAGUUCAGUAUAGAAUGGCAGAAGCAAUUCUUAUUCAUGGUCAUGACAAAGUAGUCCAGGUGCACAGAGGAAGAGGGGACAGUGGACAAAAUGAGGCAGAACGAACAAAUGCUGCAAUCGGUGACGCACUGGUCACAGGCGAAACACUUGACUGGGAGUACCAUAAAAGAUUUGAGAACAUGAGUACAGAUGAAAUUGAAGCGCUAUCUCUUCAAGAGUAUGAGCAUAUGGAGGAAGAAAGGAUGAAAAAAAAAUGCAUGGAGAGCAGCUGCAGAAUUAGCAGAGAGAGUGGAUGGAGAGCCAGCUCCAAGCGGAUUCCUAACGUGCAAUGUAACCCCAAACGAAAGACAGCAAUUUCUUUGGACAAAAGCUACUUGGAGAAAUACAUCUCUAUAAAAUCGGAAUCAGGAAGAUCGAACACACCAGGUUGUGGUUAUUAUAACAAACUUGAACGUUUCUGCCAGCUUCACUUUAAGAGAGGAGAGCUUUACAUUGAGUAUCUAAAAGGUUCGUGUGAGGAAAUCGGAGAACUGUGUGACUUCUGCAGAGUGUGGAGUGGUCCAAAGACUGACUACGUUCCAAGACCAUACCCAAACUACGCAGAGACUGGGUUUCACUACCUGCCAGGAAGACAAACUCCGGUACGUGAUGAAGAAGGGAAUAUCCGCGCUAUUGACGAUUUUCAACCUCGAGCAGCUCUAAAAAACUUCACCAGCUCCAAAUGA